This is a messenger RNA of Achroia grisella, 1301 nucleotides long. RefSeq names its product pro-corazonin-like (gene Crz). Bases 145 to 462 code for a protein of 105 amino acids. Lineage: Eukaryota; Metazoa; Arthropoda; Insecta; Lepidoptera; Pyralidae. The transcript is spliced from 3 exons. The record is from RefSeq and is a predicted model, not a curated record. Gene Ontology annotation, molecular function: corazonin receptor binding. Gene Ontology annotation, biological process: positive regulation of heart contraction.
GGUAAUACAGGAUCGGGUUCGAUGGAAUAAGGGAUAAAAUAGAGUUCGAAAUUUAAAAUUUAUAUUUUUAUUGUUAGCUGGGAUACAGCCAGUGAGUGGAUUAGUGUUAUUAAUAAAAGUAACUGCAUUAAAAAAGUUACCAAAAUGGUGACGAAUUUAGCCACGUUCUUAAUCGUCGUCACCCUCACGUCAGUGGCAUCGCAGACCUUCCAGUAUUCGAGGGGUUGGACGAAUGGCAAACGAGACGGUCACAGGAGGGAAGAUAUCAGGGAAGUAGCCAGCAACCUGGAGAGGAUCCUGAACCCAUGCCAAAUGAACAAACUGAAGUAUGUGCUCGAAGGGAAACCUUUGAGCGAAAGGCUACUCAGUCCCUGCGACUAUAUAGAAGACGACAUCGAAACUCAGCCCAAACGGUACAAACACGAGCGCAGUCAAGACACCUUGUUUGAUGCAUUUCAAUAAACCAUAGACACAUUUAUUUUAAUUUUUUAAAACAUGUGCCAAAGAAAAUUUUCGAUUAUUUUGAUAUGUCAUAGACGAUUUGGAACCUUAUUCUUAGCAUACCAGUACUCAUUUUUGUAGUUACUUUUGAAUUUUCAGUACACAUUAUUAAUAUAGUUAAUCAGAUCUUACAAUAAUCAAAAGUUCUUUCUACUCAUCGACACAUUAACACAAUAUAAAUAGAAAUAAAAAAGGUAAAUUACUAGUGGGAACAUGUCUUAAAUUUGUCGCAGAUGACAAAUUUAAGGCAAUAGUAAGAAUAUAAGUAGUACUAGUCCCACUAGUAAGGAAUCCAGUGGCAUUUAAAAGAAGUCAGGUAGCAUCGGCAAUCAGUGUACGGAUACUACGUGAGUACUGUAUAUCGUGAUCUUUCGAUAAAAAAAUCUAGUGACGGUAGUUGAAAGAACUGCUGAUACCUACCGACUUUGACAUUGCUGUAUUCCAGCUAGCUUGUGUCCACGGCAGUGCAACUUAGUCGAAAUGGGGAAAUUAUAAUUACUAUAAAAUUAUUCGUAUUAAGACCCGAUUAACUAUAAUUAAUUUUGUUUUACAAUACAAUGCGUAAUCGGCUGGAUUUAUGCAUUGUGAAAAUACAUUACAUGUCGAAAUACAUAAUUAUAUUGAAUAACAAAUGAACUACCAAGGUUCAGAUCGUAUGGUGUAAAUUUUGGAUAUUAUUAUAGUAUUUAUAUUAGAGAAUAUUAAUCUCGAACACGAAAUGUAUUUAUGACAAACAUAAUAAAGUGUAUAAAAUGCAUUUGAGAAAUGUUGACAACAAUGUUGUAAUAUAUAAAUAAAUA